This is a messenger RNA of Cordyceps militaris CM01, 870 nucleotides long. RefSeq lists its product as uncharacterized. Gene Ontology annotation, molecular function: DNA-binding transcription factor activity. Gene Ontology annotation, biological process: regulation of DNA-templated transcription. The transcript has 3 exons. The coding region runs from base 1 to 870 and encodes 289 amino acids. Lineage: Eukaryota; Fungi; Ascomycota; Sordariomycetes; Hypocreales; Cordycipitaceae. The record is from RefSeq and is a predicted model, not a curated record.
AUGCCUCAACAACAAGCGUACAUGUACGCUGUGCCUCAGCAGGCCGCCCCCAGACAAUACUCUACCCACGGCACCAGCAGCGCCUUUAGCUCUUCCGCUCUUCCUGACGAGGACUGGACCAAGAUUUCCGACCUGGCAGAGCGCCGCAGAAUCCAGAACCGUAUUGCUCAGCGCAACUACCGCAAGAAGCUCAAGCGUCGCCUGGAAGACCUGGAGCGCCGCGCUGGCUCGUCCGACGACGGUGAAACUGACAAAACCUCCGUCACCAGCCCCUCGAGCACCUCGAGCACCUCACACAAGGUCACCAAGCGCACCUCCACCAGCAAGUCGCCCAAGGCCACCAAGGCCACGACCGCCGCCAUCUCCAUCCCCAGCAAACCCGCCCACCAGUACUCGCCCUCGCUCGACGGCUCCGACGACUUUGUCUUUACCGGCUCCUUUGACGACCGCGAGCGGGGACCCUCGCCGCCCAUGUUCUCUUCCUACACUCCCUACCCCUCUGAUGACUUGCUUCUCCAACCAUACGGAGCUGCGCAGCCAUACCCGACCAUCAGCGCCGGCGAGCCCUACUCGACCGGCUACAUGACGUCGUCUCUCCCCGGCGUCAUGCCGGCCGCCACUCACUUCACCGAUCCCUUUAAGCGCGAAAGCUUCUCUGGUGACGACGGCCUCGGCAGCUAUUUCAAUUACUCGUUUGGCCCCUCGGCGCUGGACAUGAGCCACUACGGUGCUUCUCCCAACGCUCCCAACACGCCUCCUCUGUCACACUCGUAUGAGUCUGCGGCCUGCUCCGAGACUGGAUUCGAGUACCCGACCACGCCGCUGUCCAUGCCCGGUUCGCCCGCUAUGAUGGGUCAUCUCUCCCAGUAA